AUGUUACCUAAAGUGUUGGUUCCAACGCUUCUAGCCUCUAUUGGCACAUUGAGUGGAUUGGCAUCUGCCUUUCAAAAUACGGUGCCAUUCAUUGUCAUAUCCAACACUAGAGGGCCUUCUUCCACGCAUCAGUCGGAGUUCUCUGGUCUCGAAACACCCAAGUCGUGGUCAUUGGUUAGUGUUGUGGAAGGUGUAGAGGGGUUGGUUAAAUCUUGUUCGUAUGAUACAUAUAUUGUUGUCAAACAGUACAAUGCCCAGGACUCCGACUUGUCAAUCUCCAAUAUGCCACACUUGGCAGACCUAGCUAAUAAUGCUAAGUACACUAAGAAGUUCGAGUCAUUGUAUUCUGAUAAAAACGUUCCUUAUCUGACCCAGUUCCUGGUGUCGAAUUAUAUUACCAAUACUUGUCCUGUUGAAGUCGUUCGUGUUGAUGGCGAUACAGGAUCUGUCGACGCCAAUAUUCAUGUCGAUGCCACUCCCAGACUUUACGAAUUGGAGAUGCCUAUUGAAUCCUAUGACAAAGAUAUUCGCGCCAAGGUAGUUAGAGACACUGAUAACAUUAUUUACUCCAUUAUUUCGACUUUGCCUUCACCCAAUUUUGUUGUCAUCUAUAGUGGUGAAGUCCAACCUGAAAACUUGAUUUUCAGCGAUUCAUCUCAACAGAAUCCGAAGAUAUCGGUCAGCGUUGAGGAUGUGCUUGAAGAGAGUACUAAAACUAGUGAAGUUAACAACAGCGAUGCUACUAAACUGACUGUAACUCACGCAUCUGCUUCAUAUACCUCACUGUUUCACGACUACCAGUUCUUCUCCCCUGGUGUAUGGAUGGGCUCUCUCGUUUCUGUUCUUUUCCUCACUAUUUUGUACAUUGCUUUAUCAUGGCUCUCAAGUCUUCAAGUAUCAUACAAGGCUUUUGAACCCGCUCCAGUUUCGUACUCUGAGAAGCAUUAA
Sugiyamaella lignohabitans is the source of this 948-nucleotide messenger RNA. RefSeq lists its product as uncharacterized. The coding region runs from base 1 to 948 and encodes 315 amino acids. Gene Ontology annotation, cellular component: endoplasmic reticulum membrane. Lineage: Eukaryota; Fungi; Ascomycota; Dipodascomycetes; Dipodascales; Trichomonascaceae. The transcript has a single exon. Gene Ontology annotation, biological process: fungal-type cell wall biogenesis; (1->6)-beta-D-glucan biosynthetic process. The record is from RefSeq and is a predicted model, not a curated record.